CAAUCCAAAACCUAUUGAUUUCUGCCCCCCAACCUCACAUUACGGCAUUAAGCCAAUUCUACGGCUAAAUUGACAUCAUUCUCCCUCGGCGGCGAAAUUGUUCCUCGCAAUCUCUAUAUCCGCUGAACUCCGGUGGAUCUCUCUCCGGCGAAAUCGAGCUGUCUUGUGGUUUCUGUUGUUUCUUUGAAUUUCAUGAAAGUGGAGCAUAAAUGGCAAACUAUUCAGGGAAAGGAUCUCCACUAAAUGGUUCUGUGUAUGUCUGUAACUUGCCCCUUGGUACAGAUGAAGAUAUGCUAGCUGAAUAUUUUGGCACGAUAGGGGUGCUAAAGAAAGACAAACGAAGUGGUAGGCCUAAGAUAUGGUUAUACCGUGAUAAAGUUACAAAUGAGCCCAAAGGAGAUGCUACAGUCACAUAUGAAGACCCUCAUGCUGCAUUGGCUGCUGUUGAAUGGUUCAAUAACAAGGACUUUCAUGGGUCGAUAAUUGGGGUAUUUAUUGCAGAGUCUAAGAACAAAGACGAGGCUUCCUAUGUUACAGGGAAUCAAAUUAGUGACCCCAAUCUGAGUAGUGGUCUCGAUGUGCUGGAAGAAGGUUCCAAGGAUAUAGAUGGAGGUGGUGGAAGAGGUAGGGGCAGGGGAGAUGCUUCUGCAAAGGCAUGGCAACAAGAUGGUGACUGGAUGUGUCCGAAUACAAGUUGCUCUAAUGUAAACUUCGCAUUUCGUGGAGUUUGCAACCGUUGUGGAACUGCUCGACCUGCUGGUGCUGGUGGCGGUGGGGCUGGAGCUGCUGGUCGUGGUAGAGGACGUGGUAGCCAGAACCAGGGAGCCCCUACUCGUGCAGUAGGUGGUCCUCCAGGCCUAUUUGGUCCAAAUGAUUGGUCUUGUCCGAUGUGUGGUAACAUAAAUUGGGCUAAGAGGAACAAGUGUAACAUCUGCAACACCAACAAACCUGGGACCAAUGAGGGUGGUGUGAGAGGAGGGCGUGCUGGAGGUUAUAAAGAACUCGAUGAAGAAGAAAUAGAGGAAACUAGACGUCGGAGGAGAGAGGCUGAAGAAGAUGAUGGUGAGAUGUAUGAUGAGUUUGGAAAUCUGAAAAAGAAGUUUCGUGCUAAAAUGCAGCGAGCAGAAUCAGCCCAGAGCCUUCCCCCUGGAGUAGGACGCGCCGGAUGGGAAGCUGAGGAAUUAGGUGUGGCUGACCGAGAUAGAAAGGAGAGAAGCAGAGAAAGAUCAAGAGAUUAUGAUGAGAGAUCUAGGCACCGGAGCAGAAGCAGAGAGAGGGAUAGGGGAAGAGACAGAGACCGCUCCUACGACUAUGAUCGAGACAGAGAAUAUGGCCGUGACCGAGACCGUGAGCGGAGCAGGCAUCGUUAUUGAAGGUUGUGUUGGUGCUUCCAUGAAAAUGUUGUCCAGUUUUGGUAUUAGUCAAACUUCAUUUGUCUCAUGUUUACAUGGGCUGUUAGUAUGUCACCUUCUUGAGGUUGCUUCACCUUUGUCAAAUUCAUAUGUUUGACUAUUCGACUUUAUCUUGGUUAUCUUUGUCAAACUCAUAUGUUGGAUAUUCGUUUUGGUACAGAUCUUGUUUCUAAGGAGGCAAUCAACUUUCUUCCCUUUUUGUUUA
Nicotiana tabacum (common tobacco) is the source of this 1617-nucleotide messenger RNA. RefSeq names its product transcription initiation factor TFIID subunit 15. The record is from RefSeq and is a predicted model, not a curated record. Gene Ontology annotation, molecular function: RNA binding. Lineage: Eukaryota; Viridiplantae; Streptophyta; Magnoliopsida; Solanales; Solanaceae.